GCUGCGGUUUGUGCUCUUGGACUUGUUUUUCUAAGAGAGGAGAGUCAAACUUCCAUCUUCAGGCCCCGAAGGAGUUUUUCCCUAGGGUACUGCAAAGAGGCUUCUUAUCCCUUCAGUUUAGCAGUAUCAGCCUAAGUCAGAGCCAUGGCUCCAAAAUCUAAAAAAGGAAAGAGCUCAGGUAGCCAAAAAGUGCCAAAAACUGCCAGAAAUAAGGAAAUAUUAUCAGUUAGUGAAGAAACAGCACCUAUGAAUAUGGAGAGCAUCGGUCACCCAGAAAUUUAUCCUUUAUUGUUAACUACAAAGACCCAAGAAAUAUUUAACUGCCGAGCAAAUGAAGACUUCACAGAUGAACAACCUUAUAAACUUAUCAAAAAACAAGAUAUUUUUGCAGACUUUCACAAGAGAGCUGCAGUGUCUGAUUUCUACCCAUUCAAAAAAAUUAUCCAGGAAUAUCCUGGAGAUGAGCUUCUGCUUGUUUAUGACAAAGACUUCAAAUAUGGACUUAACUUUUAUCUUAUUGGAACAGAAGAGGGAAAGGAAAACUAUUUAAAUCCCCCAGCAGUAUCAAAAGAGCAAGAAGAACAUAAAGAAUUUAAAGAGCAUGUUCCUGAAGACGUACUUAUUUAUAAACCGCCUGUCUCUAAACCAUGGGUUUCUUUGGGCAGUGAAAAAGAAAUUGAGGAAGAAUCAGUUAAGGAAUCUACAAAGCAGAUUACAUAUAUGAUUUCUCGAAAACGAAGUGAAUUUGGUGCACCAAUUAAAUUCAGUGACCAGAAUGCUUCCAGUGUGAAAGAUGCGUAUAUUGAAUGUACAGCGUACCCAGAUAAAAAUUUUACCCUUAAGAAACUUGAGAAAGAUGUUGGCAUGCAAGCAGUCCCCCAAGUCAAGGACACAAGUACUCAGACGAGAUGGACAUAUCCCCAAAAUGCUACUAUACAAUAUUAUCCAAGAGAAUUUUUAGAAGAGGAAAAAGAAAUACUUGGACAAUCAAAGCCUGUGACCAAUUUUCUUAACAACGUGUCCAUAAGUGUUGAAAUAGCCCUGCAGCAAAAUGAAAUCAUGAACACAUUUAUUGAUGACUGGAAAUGCCUGGCAGAGGAAGAAGGCACCUUUGGGGACAAGUCUGAUACCCACCUGAAGGAGUACCAGUCCUUUACUGACCUUCAUAACCUAACAGAGAAAAUGAUCACCUGCGUCUCAUGGCAUCCGGAGAUCUAUGGUGAGAUGGAAGAGACUAUAACGCUGUCUAAAGGUAAAACAAGUUUAGACCACUGCCCAACCAAGAUAAGCCUGUGUGAAGACUGUCUCCUUUCCAAAGCACAAGACAAAUUGUUAGCUCAGAACAAAGUCGUAAAGGUAGAAGAAACGAACCCAUACCGGAACCUGGAAAGUGGGCUAGCCAACAUUCUCAGGCCAAUAGAUGACUUCUGUACAAAGUUCUUUGUGGGAACAGAGGAAGGCGAAAUAAUAUACACAGAUUGGAAACUGGAAAAAGACCCUGAAACUGGCCGAUUGAUGACAAAGAAGCCAGUGAACCUCUGCACUGUCCAUGAUGGCGCUGUCCACACUGUUCAGAGGUCACCUUUUUAUAAGGAUAUUAUCCUCACCAUUGGGGGGUGGAACAUGGCCAUCUGGAAAGAAGGUGUCAUGACUGGACCCCUCCUGCAGUCGUGUUGUGUACCAAAAAGGUACACGGCAGGGCACUGGUCCCUGACAAGGCCCAGCGUCUUCUAUAUUGGCAGAGAAGACGGCUACAUAGAUAUCUGGGACCUUCUGGAGAAAACCCACGAACCAGCCCAGUCACAGAACAUCUGUAUAACCAUGAUCACCUCCAUCAAACCCUGGGCCUUUUCUGCUAAGCAGCAAUUCAUAGCCGUGGGCGAUUAUUAUGGAACACUGCAUAUAUUAGAAAUCCCUUGGACGUUAAGUCGCCCUUCCGCCAAUGAGGCAUCAAGUGUGAGCCACUACUUUGAAAGAGAAGUCAGGCACUUGGAAUAUGUAGAACAGCGCAAAAAAAUCCGUGAACAAGAGAAGAAGGAAAUGGAGCUGGAAACUGAGAAGAAAAAAGUGAAAACAUAUCAGAAGUCAAAAGAGCAAGUAGAGGCUGAAUUGAAAAUGGACUACGAGAGUUAUUUAGAGCUGGAAAAGACCGUCCUCUUCAAUCUGGGCCUAAUGAAAGUGACAGACACGAUGUCAUUCACGGACAUGACAUAGAACACCUUCCUGUAAGGGUGUUUUGGAGGCUUUGUGGGACUUCUUUUUUACUCUUUUUUUUUUUUUUGAUGUAAGGUAAACUAACAAACUGAAUAUUAAAUAGAUUUCUAAAUAUUAGACUUUCAUUUCACUGCUAUUAAAACUUUUGAAUUAUAACAAUAAGAUCUGUUUUCAUUUUCAGACUAUGUACUGAA
Messenger RNA from Hipposideros armiger (great roundleaf bat), 2408 nucleotides. RefSeq names its product dynein axonemal intermediate chain 3 (gene DNAI3). Gene Ontology annotation, molecular function: dynein heavy chain binding; dynein light chain binding. The transcript has 17 exons. NCBI's taxonomy places the organism in Eukaryota, Metazoa, Chordata, Mammalia, Chiroptera, Hipposideridae. Gene Ontology annotation, biological process: cilium movement involved in cell motility; inner dynein arm assembly. Gene Ontology annotation, cellular component: inner dynein arm. The coding region runs from base 145 to 2214 and encodes 689 amino acids. The record is from RefSeq and is a predicted model, not a curated record.